GUGCACUGAGAGAAAGAACUCGUGCGAAUGUGACUGGAUUUCGUACAGAAUCGAUUCUGUGCGCGCGAAAGUUGUGUGGAACCAAAAUGCCACCCCUUCCACCCAGCUUUGAACAAACUUUGUGUGCUGCCUGCUUUUAGUGGCAUUUCGGGCAUAUUCAACAAUAUCUGAAGCCAUAAAGAUAGUGAAAGUGCGCUACUCAAAAGAUACCCUGGCAGAUAACAACACGAAAAGAGUUUAGUGUUUACAUGGAUAUAGAAUUUAUUUCGUAAUGAAAUAUAAAUAAUAACUCAAACUGAUUUAUACAUAAAAUAAAAUUAAAUGCAACAAUAAAUAUUAAGCAAUCAAAUACAUAUGACAGCAUUAAAUGCCCCACCACCUCGAACUAAAUAAAGCGUUUUAUUUACCACACAACAAUUAAUUCAGAAUAAUUAAAGCAUAAAUCUCAGCAUAUUAAAUGCAUGGUAUUUCGCAAAGCAAACUCCCAACACACAUUUGCCGUUGGUAUUUUCCGUGGAGUUAGUUAGUUUGUUGUGACCUUUCGAAGUGAGAGCAGGCAGAUCGGUCGAAAAUUAAACUUUAGCAGCCUUGGACCCCCCCAUUUUCCACCCAGCUGGGUGCUCAUCCGAAAUCGGUGAUAAACACGUUGAUUAAAAUGAGUUUGAUACCGGUUGAAUGAAUGAAAGGCAAAGCAAAGACAACAACGGCAACAACAAAGCAUAGAAAGAACAAAUGAAAAAAAAAAAAUAACUGAAGCAAAGUUUCAUGCAACAGUUUUCCACUCAUUUUCCACCCUUGUGGACCCACAGGCACGCCAUUCAGCCAGCCAGCAUACACACUCAUCACCAUCGCACAGUACACAGCGCUCAGUUCGGUUCAGCUCAGCUCAGCGCAGAGCAGAGCAGAGCAGCACAGCACAGUAGAGCACAGCACACACCCGGCAAAACAAAGCGCCACUGGCGGCACACUGGGUGAAGGACGGACAAUGUGUUUUCGGGGCAAGUCCGGGCAUAUCAUGUUACAUUGUGAGGCGAGCAGCAUACACAUUCAGUACUAAAGUAAACCUCAAGGUAGACUCAUGCAUGUGUGUUGUGACAUAAGUCCAGUGAAAUUUGUUUGUUCUGCCUCCGCUUGUUCUUGGUGGAGCCGCAAUUAAGACGGACCUCGCGACAAAGCUCGAACACUACGUUACACCCAAAAGACGCGACAUAUCGACAUGGUAGACCCAUAAGUGCGACGCACAUUUGCGUCUUUCAGUUCUCCGUUCUCAGUUCUAAGUUCUCAAUUUACAGUUUAUAGUUCUCGAUUCGCAGUGCGCGGUUCUCGACGGUUUCUGUAUGCGGUCUUUAUUUACAUAACAACAAAAAAAACACCUCACCUCAGUCGGUCGGUCCGUCGGUCGGGCAGUCGGUCAGAGGUUAACGCCUAGGCCUAGGCGUGUGUGGACAAAAGCUUAUCCCGCCUAAAGCCAUCAACAUGCUCUGCAGUUGCGGAUGUCUGCAGAAGGCAGGCGGCGGUGGCAAGCGUCGCAGCUCCUCGUCGGUGGAAGACGCCUCAUCGAGUCGGAUGUCCGAACUGGAGUCCAAUAGCCGGCCGCAAACAACAGAGGCGGCCAGCACACGGACCUCCAGUCUGCUGCAAUUAUUUCACAGGAAAGGUCCAAAGUGCUUCCGCAAGCCCCAGCGACCCAAGAGCCCGAUGCAGGCCGAGAAAACAAUCAGAGCUGCAAUAUUCAUUCAAAAAUGGUAUCGGCAGCAUCAGGCCAGACAGGAAAUGAGAAAGCGUUGUAAUUGGCAAAUCUUCCAAAACUUGGAGUAUGCCAGCGAACAGGACCAAGCCGAGUUGUACAAAUUUUUCCAUGAGCUCAUCAAGCACAUGCCCCAGGCAGCUGGGACAGGGAACAAAAGUCCAACGUCAACAUGCACUACUCUUUUGGAAGAAAGUGAGGCGCUAAUGGAAGAAGUGGGCGAUAUUGUGUCUACCAAAGUUGAAAUACCCAUAAUGAAGAGUCACAUAGACUUACUUAUCGAUGUGUUCCGCAAGAAGAGAAGCAAUCGUUUGCAUCCCAAGUAUGUUGUGCUAAUACUCAGAGAAGCUGCCAAGUCACUCAAGGAAAUGCCAAACCUCUCGAUGGUUUCCACUGCGGUGUCGCAGCAAGUGACAGUUUGUGGGGAUCUGCAUGGCAAACUGGAUGAUUUGCUAGUAGUGCUAUGCAAGAAUGGUCUGCCGUCCACUUCUAAUCCUUAUGUCUUCAACGGUGACUUUGUGGACAGAGGAAAGAAGGGACUUGAGGUGCUUCUGCUGUUACUGUCGCUUUAUUUGGCAUUCCCCAAUGCUGUAUUCCUCAAUCGUGGCAAUCACGAGGACAGCGUAAUGAAUGCUCGCUAUGGCUUUAGUCGCGAAGUAGAGCGCAAGUAUCCACGCAAUUAUAAACGUUUGCUGCGUUUAAUCGAUGAAGUUUAUCGCUGGCUGCCACUGGGAUCAAUUAUAAAUAACCGUGUUCUGAUUGUGCAUGGCGGUUUCUCGGAUAACACAGAUCUGGAUCUCAUUAAAACUAUAGAUAGAAGCAAGUACGUUUCGAUUUUGCGACCGCCUCUCACAGAAGGUCAGCCGCUGGACAAAGCUGAGUGGCAGCAGAUUUUCGAUAUUAUGUGGAGCGAUCCACAGUCUGUGCCUGGCUGUAUACCAAAUACUUUGCGUGGAGCUGGUGUUUGGUUUGGUCCAGACACCACUGAAAAGUUCUUGGAGCGCCAUAGACUCAGCUACAUGAUCAGAUCACAUGAAUGCAAGCCAAAUGGGCAUGAGUUUACGCAUGACAACAAGGUCAUCACCAUAUUCUCUGCCUCCAACUACUAUGCCCUGGGGUCCAAUAAAGGGGCGUACAUACGCCUCAAUAACCAGUUGGUGCCACGAUUUGUCCAGUACAUUUCGGCUGCCUCGCAGGCCAAGAAACUCACCUUCAAGCAGCGCGUGGGCAUCGUGGAGAGUGCCGCCUUGAAGGAGCUGGCCGUGAAGAUGCGAGAGUAUCGCGAUGAGCUGGAGACGGAGUUUAAAAAGUAUGAUCCAGAUGAUAAGGGCUACAUUACCAUCUCGAAGUGGUGCUAUGUUAUGGAGAAGGUGACCAAGUUGGGACUGCCCUGGCGUCUACUGCGCGAGAAACUCGCACCGGGAACCGACAGCAAGAGUGUCAACUAUUUCCGAACAUUGGAUCUGCUGGACACGGAUGUUAUAUUGGAAGCAGAAGCUGAUGGCACAUCAGUUAUGGAUGCUUUGUAUGCCAACAAGACUAGCUUGGAGACCAUUUUCAAUAUAAUAGAUGCCGAUAAAUCUGGCGAAAUAACACUUGAUGAGUUUGAGAAGGCAAUUGAUCUCCUGGAUGCCCAUAUGCCGGGCGAUACAUCCAAAUCUGAAAUGCUAGAAAAAUGCCGAAUGAUGGAUCUCAAUGGCGAUGGCAAAGUGGAUCUCAAUGAGUUCCUCGAGGCCUUUAGAUUAAGUGAUAUACAUAGAAAGCAACAGCAAGAGGCGGAUAUUCGUAAGCGUUCCACGACCAGAUCUAGCAUUAAUCAGCCUCCGUCGGACUCGGUGACAAAGUUGGCCAACAUUAUAUCGAAAAAUACUUUGAUCAUUGAGCAGGAUAUUGAUCCCAUGGACUGUGAGUCCAAGAUCAUAGAACCAACAAAAUAAUUAAACAAAUCCAAACAAAUACUUAUCAAAAAAAACCAAAGAAAA
Drosophila nasuta is the source of this 3729-nucleotide messenger RNA. RefSeq names its product retinal degeneration C (gene rdgC). The transcript is spliced from 12 exons. Lineage: Eukaryota; Metazoa; Arthropoda; Insecta; Diptera; Drosophilidae. The coding region runs from base 1477 to 3684 and encodes 735 amino acids. Gene Ontology annotation, molecular function: iron ion binding; manganese ion binding; calcium ion binding. Gene Ontology annotation, biological process: detection of stimulus involved in sensory perception. The record is from RefSeq and is a predicted model, not a curated record.